AUGUCAGACGCAGAGCCUAAAUCAGAAAUAACGAAUAACGAGCCAAAAUCAGAAAUCAGUGAUUUCCAACCAUUGAAAAGCUUGAAAAAACCGAAAAGUUAUGCUAAAAUAUAUGAAAAAUUAUCAAAGAAAUAUUCAAAUGUGAUAGGCACUUCAGAGAACCUUUUCUCCAACUAUACAAAUCUUCGAAAAGAAUACAUUUCAUUAUCCAACAAGAUUGGUUCCAUCACAGAUAUCCUUGGAUUAAUAGAUCGGUUACACGAUCAUCAACAUGAUACAUCAGAUUCAAAAGAACGUUUACAAUCAAUAAUAUCGCAAAAACCGCAACUACAGAAAAUACUAGGGGUGCUUAUAACAGAUGAUGGAUCUUUCCCAAAGCAUUUGGAGGAACUUUAUCCAUUGACUGAUCUUGCUGUACAUCUUUUACAAGAUCAUGUUGAAGAGACAGACCCACAGAGUAGAUCUGCUUGGAUUAAAAGAAAUCAUCCAGAGUUGAUUAAUGGUGACUUUGGGACUAGGAAGAGAAGAGCCAGUACGGAGGAUCAUGAUAAUGAAUCGAAAAAAAGAAUAAAGACUGAAUAA
Hansenula anomala is the source of this 582-nucleotide messenger RNA. RefSeq lists its product as uncharacterized. The transcript is spliced from 2 exons. The coding region runs from base 1 to 582 and encodes 193 amino acids. The record is from RefSeq and is a predicted model, not a curated record. Gene Ontology annotation, cellular component: Ino80 complex. NCBI's taxonomy places the organism in Eukaryota, Fungi, Ascomycota, Saccharomycetes, Phaffomycetales, Wickerhamomycetaceae.